Cydia splendana is the source of this 3908-nucleotide messenger RNA. RefSeq lists its product as uncharacterized. The transcript has a single exon. NCBI's taxonomy places the organism in Eukaryota, Metazoa, Arthropoda, Insecta, Lepidoptera, Tortricidae. The record is from RefSeq and is a predicted model, not a curated record. Gene Ontology annotation, molecular function: nucleic acid binding; zinc ion binding. Bases 731 to 2575 code for a protein of 614 amino acids.
UUUUUCAAUGUAUGUUAUCGGUCUUUGAUUUACUAUAAUAAAUAUUAAUAAUAACACAAGAGUAUACAGUUUAUUUCCUUUUUUUCCUACGAUUAUUUAGAUGUUUGCAGUGGGCUACAGUCGUCAAAUGUCUCGUUAUAAUUGCCGUAUAAUAACGUUGUUGUUGAAUGUACUUUUGAAACAUGAAUAUGAUGGGCCGGAACGUACAUAAACGUCCAAGUCAUAAGACGUUGUAACCCUGUGCAAACAAAUACGUUAGUAAUAUGUGACGGAACGUUUUUAAACGUUAACGACGUUACACGUUGGUCACACAAAUAUAAACGUAUACAUGCUCUCAUACGACGCAACGUUUAUAAACGUUAACGUCAUACAACGUUGGGUACGUAUAUAUGUACAUAUAUCGAUGGCAUACGACGGAACGUUUAUAGACGUUGACGUUAUUAAACGUUGUCACUCAAGCAUAAAUUAUGUUUUCCUCAAAUGUGACGGAACGUUAAUAGACGUUGACGUGAUCAGACGUUGUUUCCUUAUUUAUAAGCAAAAAUUGGUGACAUAUGGCUGAACGUUUGUAGCCGUAGACGUUACUGAACGUUUGUGUCACGUUUUAAAUGAUCGUUUCACAAGUUAAAAGCAGUACGUAUAUUAACGUCAGUUUAUUUUGUAUGGGAAAAUAAUGUGUCACUCUAAGUACUAUUGGUGAAGUGGGGUGCUCGCGCGAAAGUGUUAAAUCAUGUCAAAUAUCCUCGGAAGUUUAACCGCGUUUGACCACAAUUCCCAGGAAUGGGAGAUUUUUAAAAGCAGAUUAGUGCAAUAUGUUAAGUUAAAUAAGGUGACCGAGGACAAUAAGUGUGCUUUGCUUUUAACUCAUUUAAGUGACGAGACAUACCGACUGGUAAGGAACUUAGUGCAUCCGAAGAAGGUCGAGGAUUCUAAGUUCGAGGAGCUAGUAGCUGCGUUAGAUAAACAAUUAGCGCCAAAACGUUGUAUUUUCGUCGAACGGGCGAAAUUUUACGAGGCGACGCGUGACGUUGCAGAAAACAUCGAACAAUGGGCGGCUCGAAUAAGUGAACUUGCUGUACGCUGCGAGUUUGGAGCCCCCUUGGAUGAGCUGCUUAGGGACAGAUUCGUGCUGGGGCUGAGCGUAGGCCCAGAGCGCGACCGGCUGUUCGAGCAGGAUGCUGCCACGUUGACGUUCGCGAAGGCCGUGGAAGUGGCCCAGAAGGCUGCGUAUGCUAGAAGCGCACGUACUACGUCUGUUCCUGCUGCCGUCGUGCAAGUGAAGCAGGAGCCGAUGUACCGGGUUGGUACUAGUCGCCCUGGUACCGGGGGGUCCUCCGACUCUCGACGCUGCUCCGUGUGCGGGCUUAAGAGCCACGACGCAAGUAAAUGUAAAUACAAGAACUACCGCUGCCAGGUGUGUGGACAAAAAGGGCACUUAAAAAAGGUGUGCAGCGCUGAGAAGGCGAAACAGUGUCGUGUUAACUGCAUUCAAGCUGACCUUGAUGGAUCAGCUGAGGUCUCUCAGAGUGCUGAAGGUUGCAAGGAGUGCGAGCUAUUUAAUUUAAGGUACGUUAAUAAUGCACCAAUAUUAUUGGAAGUGGACCUUAACGGUAAAAACUUAACAAUGGAACUUGAUUGUGGUUCAGGGCCGAGUGUGAUAAGUGAUAAAUUAUAUUAUAAAACCUUUUCGGACUGUAAAUUAAAAAAAUGCGAUAUGAGAAUGUGUUUCUACAAUGGUCAUCAAGUCGCGCCAUUAGGCUAUUUCACUACAAAAAUAACAUAUUUAAAAAAAACACAUGACAUCGAUAUUUAUGUAAUGGAGGAUGGUAGUCGGUUAGGUCUAUUGGGCCGUGACUUUAUGACCAAGUUUAACAUGUAUUUUGCUAUUGAUGAACAAAAAAUUAAUUUUGUUAGUUCGGAAUCGUUUCGAAGUGAGCUACCGCGGUUGCUGAGCGAAUAUUCGAGCCUUUUUAAUGAAGACUUAGGAAAAUUUAACAAAUUUCAAGUAGAAUUAAAAUUAAAAGAUAAUGUUACACCUAAAUUCUUUAAACCUCGUACAGUUCCUUUUGCUAUUAAAAAUAGGGUAGAGGAAGAAAUUGAUAGGCUUGUUGGUUUAGGUAUAUUGGUACCCGUAAAUUUUUCUAAAUAUGCGACACCUAUAGUGCCCGUUUUGAAGGACAACGGUAAAAUUAAGAUAGCGGGUGAUUUUUCCGUAACGCUCAAUAAAGAUAUGAUAAUAGAUAGGUACCCUAUGCCCCGCAUCGAAGAGGUGUUUGCGCGGCUCGGUGGCGGUAAUCGUUAUACGAAACUCGACCUUAGUAACGCAUAUAAUCAAUUCGUUUUAUCAGACGACUCACAAGAGCUCACUACUAUAAAUACAUCAAAAGGGUUAUAUAAGUAUACGAGGCUCGUAUAUGGACUAGCUAACGCGCCGGCUAUUUUCCAGCGCACAAUGGAGACACUCCUAGUAGGUAUAGAAGGAGUCAGCUGUUGGCUCGAUGACGUAUGCGUAACAGGACCUACUGAUGAAUUACAUUUAUCGCGAUUACGGGAGGUUUUAAAAAGGUUUUUAUGACUCGGGGUUACGAUUGCAAAAAAGUAAAUGUGACUUUUUUAAAAAUAGUGUAACAUAUCUCGGUUUUGUAAUAGAUAAAAAUGGUCUACGUGCAUGCCCCAAGAAAACCGAGGCUAUUUUAAAUGCCCCUAAACCGGCAAAUAUUUUAGACGUCCAGCGAUUUUUAGGUAUGGUCAAUUAUUACCGCGGUUUCGUACCUAACGCGUCAGGCAUGUUGAGCCCUCUCCACGAAUUAUUGCGCAACGGGGCUAAAUGGGAGUGGGGUUCCCGACAGCAAGAGGCUUUUGAAAGCGUAAAAAAAGAAUUGUGUUCUGAUCGGGUACUGGGUCAUUUUGACCCCGCGGCACAGCUAGUGUUAUCGGUAGAUGCUGGGCCUGGUCUUGGCGCCGUGCUGAGUCAGCGUGAUCCCCAAACGGGAGCGGAACGUCCACUUGCUUUUGCCUCGCGAUCGUUAACGGCUAGUGAGCGAAAUUACAGCCAAAUUCAGAAGGAAGCUACUGCCUUAAUAUUUGGAGUAAAGCGCUUCCACCAGUAUUUAUAUGGUAGACAGGAGCCAUUUAUUUUAAAAACGGACCAUCGACCUUUAUUAUCAAUUUUUGGUAAAAAGGUUGGGAUAUCCGUAAUGGCGGCGUCUCGACUUCAGCGUUACGCGAUUAUACUGUCGGCCUAUAAUUACGACGUACAAUACAUAAGUGGCUCGAAAAAUAUAGUAGCGGAUUAUUUCUCUCGCGCGCCGCUGCCGGAAUGUGAUGAUGAAGAGGAAGAGGGAGAAAUAUCUUUUCUAAAAUUUUUAGACGCAAAUGUGGCACCAGUAACAUUUGAUGACUUAAGGAAUGCUACCGAAGCUGAUCCAGUGUUGCAAACUGUGAUUAAGUAUAUGAGCCACGGAUGGCCACGAAAAAUCACUUGCAGUUCAGUUAUGCCUUUUUUUAAUUGCAAAGCUGACUUGGAAGUAGAUAACGGUUGCUUGUUCCGUGGCCAUCGGGUAGUUAUUCCAACGCCGUAUCGUAAUCAGAUAUUACAGGACUUGCAUUCUGGUCAUUUAGGUAUAGUAAAAACAAAGAGUAUCGCGCGUAGUAAAUUGUGGUGGCCAAAAAUUGAUUCCGAUAUCGAACAAUGGAUAGGAUCAUGUGCAGUUUGUGUGGCUGCGCGACCAUCCCCUCCUCGCGCCGCGCCCGCGCCUUGGCCUCGCCCUUCGGCCGCUUGGCAUAGGAUACAUAUCGACUACAUGUCGUUUGAGCAGCGGGUAUACUUAAUAGUUAUAGAUGCGUAUAGCAAAUGGCUCGAAUGUUUGUUUAUGAAAAGCGGUACGUCUACACGAUCUCUAAUAAAC